CCAUCAGAGAGUGUCUGGGCUGGCCGGUCAAAAGAAGGACAGCAAUGUAUCUAGAGCCACACUAUCCCGGGAUCUUCUUUGCUGUUUCGAGUCUCCUUGUGUCGUUAUUCGUGGGCUUUCCCGGUAUCACAGUCCUUGGACUCAUCCCUACUGGCAUUGCGCUUUGUGGUCUCAAGGCAAGGCACGCCCUAAAACGUUGGGUUUGGGCUUUGGGACUGGCCGCGGGUUUUGUCUGUGCCUGCAUGAACAUCUGUGGAGCAGUCGUCUUUGCUUGCACUGUUGUUUCCGAUUAUGCAAGUGAUGCCACAGAAUACGAUGUCUUGUACGGAUGCGACAGUGAAACACACCGCUUGUUGACUGCUGUCAAUGGGAUCCUUUGGUUCAUGAUGGUCAUUUUCAUCAGCCACAUGAAGGUGGAAGGCUCCUUCCACAAUGCUCACUCUGAACUUCCACUGUCCAGUGCAGAUACGAUUGUCACCGAAGUGAAGCUUUCUGAAGUCUAUUGACUUGUUUGUUGUUGAGCUAGUCUAGUAGCAGGAAAACAAAUAGCUUUUAAAGGUGGAUUAUACAUUUUGUCAGCUCCUUGACU
Messenger RNA from Seminavis robusta, 589 nucleotides. The record is from the annotation of a GenBank genome assembly. Lineage: Eukaryota; Bacillariophyta; Bacillariophyceae; Naviculales; Naviculaceae.